This is a messenger RNA of Pyrenophora tritici-repentis Pt-1C-BFP, 1945 nucleotides long. RefSeq lists its product as uncharacterized. The record is from RefSeq and is a predicted model, not a curated record. NCBI's taxonomy places the organism in Eukaryota, Fungi, Ascomycota, Dothideomycetes, Pleosporales, Pleosporaceae. Gene Ontology annotation, molecular function: oxidoreductase activity, acting on CH-OH group of donors; flavin adenine dinucleotide binding.
AUGAAGUUUCUGGUAUUGACGUGGGCCGCAUCUGGGCUGUUGGGUCACACCUGUGCAGCAAUUGUCGGGCGUGAGCAAAGCCAACCGGCCAACUCUAGGGCAUAUGAUUUUAUCAUAGUAGGGGGUGGUACUGCAGGCCUAGCGGUUGCUUCACGCAUCAGCGUUGGCAUUCCCGAUCUAAGCAUACUUGUCAUUGAGGCCGGGCCCGACGGUCGUGAAGAACCAGGCAUCAGCAUCCCAGGUAGAAAGGGCUCAACGCUUGGUGGAAAGUAUGACUGGAAUUUUACCACCAUCGCACAGCCCGCCGCCAACAACCGCGUGUUCUCCCAGAAUCGUGGCAAAGUCCUUGGAGGCAGCUCAGCACUCAAUCUUAUGACAUGGGACCGGACCUCAGCAUAUGAGCUGGAUGCCUGGGAACAUACUCUGGGCAAUGAGGGGUGGAACUGGAAGAAUCUGUACGCUGCUAUGUUGAAGGUUGAGACUUUCCUGCCGUCGCCCGCGUAUGGAACAGAAGGAGUUGGCAAGACAGGACCUAUCCGGACGCUUAUUAACAGGAUCUUUCCUAAGCACCAGGAUACAUGGUACCCAACCAUGAACAGUCUUGGAUUGGUAACCAACCGAGAGUCUCUCAAUGGUAAUCUAAUUGGAGUGUCCACCCAGCCAAGCAACGUCAGCCCCAACUACACGCGUUCCUACGCCCCAGAGUACCUUAAACUCGCUCUACAAAAUGUUGAUUUGAAGGUAGAAACGCGUGUAGCGAAGAUCAACUUCAAGGGAACGACUGCUACUGGAGUCACGUUGGAGGACGGUACAACCAUCACUGCUCGGCGGGAAGUGAUAAUUUCCGCAGGAUCAUUCCAGACGCCUGGUCUUCUUGAGCUUUCUGGUAUCGGUAACGCAACACUCCUUGAGAAGCUUGGCAUUCCAGUCGUCAAGCAUCUGCCCUCCGUUGGUGAGAACCUCCAAGAUCAUAUCCGUAUCCAAAUCUCGUACCAGCUCAAGCCCGAAUAUCCCUCCUUCGAUGUCCUCAAAAACGCUACACGCGCAGCUGCUGAGUUGGCGCUCUACAACGCCGAUCGCGUAUCACUCUACGACUACACCGCUAGCGGCUACGCAUACUUCCCAUGGAGCAUCGUAUCCAACGCCACGUCCUCGAAAUUCCAAAACCUAGUUCUGAACGACAAGACCUUGACUUCCACCACGGACAGGCUGAAGAAGAGCUACUUCUCCCCAACCCUCAGCACCAUGGUUCCUCAACUAGAAGUCAUCUUCUCAGACGGCUACACCGGCCUCAAAGGAUACCCAGCAGCGAACUCAUCCCAAUUCGGCAUUGGAACCUUCGCCCUUAUCGGCGUCGUACAACAUCCCCUCAGCAAAGGCUACGUUCACAUCACCUCGCGCAACAUCAGCGAUAAGCCCCUCAUCAACCCAAACUACCUGUCAAACCCUUACGAUCUGCAAGCCGCGACGAACCUAGCCAAGUUCCUGCGCAAGAUUGCUUCGUCCAAGCCCAUGAGCGAUGUCUGGACCGAGGAGUACGAGCCUGGUAGUUCGGUUCAAACUGAUGAGGACUGGAAGAAGUAUGCGCUGGCUAAUACGCUAAGUAUUUACCAUCCCGUUGGUUCUGCCGCGUUGCUUCCAGAGAAAGAUGGCGGUGUGGUGGAUACCAAGCUAAAGGUGUAUGGUACCAAGGGAUUGAGAGUAGUAGACGCGAGCAUUAUUCCUUUGCUACCGAGUGCGCAUAUUCAGACGCUGGUUUAUGGAAUUGCCGAGAUGGCGGCGGAGAUGAUUAUCAGUGAGCAUAAAAGAUAGUUUAGGGUGAGUUGUUCGAAAAAAAGCAAUGUGAGGGGGAAGACUGGCUAAGUUGAGGAACGGUACACAACGCGUAGACGUCAUGGAACCACUUUCACGACUUCACAAUAUUAUCUUCUGGUCAUCUUGCUGA